CUCUUUCUCUCUCUUUCUCUUUGAAUACCAUAAAACAAGGUUCUUUGGUCCAUCGUUCCUCCUCUGCAUUCAGCCCCUUUUUCUCUAGAAGAAGAUUGUGCUAACUUACAGAGAUUAAGAACUGGAAGAUAACAACAGUCCUUUGUCACUAGACAUGAUAAACCUAGGCAGGUCAAGAAGUCAGCCAAGGUACACAAGAUCCAUGUCCUUAGGAGGUAUGGAUUAUGCAGAUCCAAAAAAGAAGAACAACUAUGUAGGCAAACUCUUAUUGGUGGCUGUCCUAACUGCAAUAUGCAUUCUCUUGCUGAAACAAUCACCAAAUUUCAACACCCCAAGUCAAUUCUCACGUCAUGAACAGGGGGUUACUCACGUGCUUGUAACAGGAGGAGCUGGUUACAUCGGUUCACAUGCAGCUUUAAGGCUUCUUAUGGACUCACAUCGUGUCACAAUAGUGGACAAUCUUUCUCGAGGAAAUCUAGGCGCUAUUAAGGUGUUGCAAGGGCUAUUUCCCGAACCAGGAAGGCUUCAGUUUAUUUAUGCAGAUCUGGGGGAUUCCAGAGUUGUGAAUAAAAUAUUCUCCGAGAAUGCAUUUGAUGCUGUCAUGCAUUUUGCAGCUGUUGCCUAUGUUGGAGAGAGCACCCUUGAUCCUCUUAAGUAUUAUCAUAACAUCACAUCGAAUACUUUGGUUGUGUUAGAGGCAAUGGCAACUCAUGGUGUGAAGACAUUAAUAUAUUCUAGUACUUGUGCAACUUAUGGUGAACCUGAUAAAAUGCCAAUUACUGAAUCAACUACCCAGGUUCCUAUCAAUCCCUAUGGAAAAGCAAAGAAGAUGGCAGAAGAUAUCAUCCUGGAUUUUCAUAAGAACUCAAAUAUGGCUGUGAUGAUACUAAGGUACUUUAAUGUAAUUGGCUCUGAUCCAGAGGGUAGACUAGGAGAAGCUCCUAGACCUGAACUGCGUGAGCAUGGACGUAUAUCCGGUGCUUGUUUUGAUGCUGCUCGUGGGAUCAUUCCCGGGCUAAAGGUAAGAGGAACGGACUAUAGUACUCGAGAUGGUACUUGCAUAAGGGAUUAUAUUGAUGUCAACGAUCUGGUUGAUGCUCAUGUUAAAGCCCUCGAGAAAGCCUUACCAGGGAAAGUAGGAAUCUACAAUGUUGGAACCGGAAAAGGUAGGACGGUUAGAGAGUUUGUUGAUGCAUGUAUGAAGGCAACCGGAGCUAAGAUCAAAGUUGAAUUCUUGGAAAGGCGACCUGGGGAUUAUGCUGAAGUUUACAGUGACCCAACAAAGAUAAGAGAAGAACUGAACUGGACAGCGAAAUAUACAGAUCUUCAACAGAGCUUGCAAACAGCUUGGAUAUGGCAGAAAUCGCAUCACAAUGGCUAUGGGGUGUCGUCGGUAUAUGUAUCCUCUUAGAGGAGGAGGAUAUGAAUUCAACUUAUGAAGAUGAGUCCUGAAUUCAGGGCUCUCAUUUACAGAGAAGUUUAACUAAUCAUAGAAGAAGAAGAUGGAAUCAUUGAAGGUUUGUGAAAAUUCUUUUCCCCUCUUUUUUAACUUUGAAUAUUAUGGGGGAGGAUAGUCUGAGAUGGAUGUAGUAGUUAGGCAGCUCAUUUUUCUACUUUCAUGUAUUGAAUUCAACAUUAUUAUAUUUGUCUGAUAGUAAUAAUUC
Messenger RNA from Impatiens glandulifera, 1664 nucleotides. Its product is annotated as UDP-arabinose 4-epimerase 1-like. The record is from RefSeq and is a predicted model, not a curated record. The coding region runs from base 155 to 1411 and encodes 418 amino acids. Gene Ontology annotation, biological process: beta-D-galactose catabolic process via UDP-galactose, Leloir pathway. Gene Ontology annotation, cellular component: cytosol. The transcript has 11 exons. Lineage: Eukaryota; Viridiplantae; Streptophyta; Magnoliopsida; Ericales; Balsaminaceae. Gene Ontology annotation, molecular function: UDP-glucose 4-epimerase activity.